Molecule: messenger RNA, 1050 nt
Organism: Phytophthora nicotianae INRA-310
Lineage: Eukaryota; Oomycota; Peronosporomycetes; Peronosporales; Peronosporaceae
Exons: 1
Coding region: 1-1050 (349 amino acids)
Source: RefSeq, a predicted model, not a curated record
AUGGCCAGUGACGACGAGAACAGCCACAACCAGACCACGGAUGGUCUGAAUGCGGCCGAGACGGCUCAGAGCGCUGAGAGAGCGAUGCCGACGACCUCGUCAAGUACGGCUAUGGUGACGCGCGUUCCGCAACCGAUCUUUGCGGUGGUUGCAGCCCCUAAAGUGACCUCCACCUCACGCGAUUCGCUCAUUCAUUGGCUUAAGCUCCGCAAGGAGUACGAAGAAGCGACAAUGGAGCGGUGCAAGGAUGGAAAAGAGGACUUCGACACUGUACUGACGAGCGUGAAGAACUCCUUCGAUGACGACUUGCUGACGACGUUGUGUGAAGCUAACUGGGGAGUGUCCAAGGAGGAUUUGACAGACGCAUAUUUGCUGAAGCAGAUUCGAGCGAUCACGGACAGCUACCAGAACCAAGUGCUACCACCGGUGAAUGAACUGUUUCGGACUGAAUUGAAGAUGAACAUGGACAAUCUCGACAUUCAAUCUCGUGUCACGGACUACUUUGUGUCUUGCAACCUGUUGAUCAAGAAGUACGGGUUUGUUAGCUUUUUCGAAGGAGAGAAAGGGUUAAAGAAGAAAUGCAAGCUGUUGAUCAACUCGCUACCAGAGAUGUUGAAAGAGAAAGUGGAAAAUGAGAUUGAGUACCGUUUCCCGGAAGCUCGGACGAGUGUACUGAAGUUAUCGAACCUGAUAAACCAGCAGGCUCUCGAGCAAGCGAUUGAAGACAGAGCGCUAAAGAGGGGCAAAGAAGCAUCGCGUAAAUCGAAGUCUCAUAAUCAACCACGGCCCUUUCAUGAUAAAAAGCGUCAAGUGCAGGGACAGUAUCAGCAAAAAGGAAAACGAUCGAAGAAGGCGGACGGUCAGAAAGUCGAGAAAUCUGAAGACAAAAAGGAAGUCUCGAGUAAGAAAGGAGUUCCAAAAAACGGAUGUUUUCAUUGUGGUGGAGAGCACUACCUCAGCCGCUGCCCGACUGCCACCAAAGAAGAUCGUGAGCGACUCAUCUCGAAAGAGAAGAAAGGUGAGAGACCUCCAGCGGGGAGGCACCGCUAA